GUUCCCCCUUCACCUCCUUCCAUCUUCAGCAAGGGAGGGAGAAGAGGAGGCAGGAGAAGCUAGCAGCCGAUUCUUAUCGCUUGCGUGUUCGGAAAUGGACGGAUACGAGUUUGAGAGGGCGGAGCUAGCUGCACUGGAGCGCGUCGUAGGCGAUCCGACCGCAAAGGCGAUGAGCCUGACGUUUUCCCUUCUCAGGCGCAUAACAAAUGGUUUCUCCGAUGAUUUUCUAAUUGGGCGCGGUGCUUUUUCAGUGGUUUACAUGGGGGUGCUUCCAAGUGGGUUACAAAUUGCUGUCAAGAAGCUUUACCCUCUGCUUGGAUCGAAUGAAAUUGCGUUUGAAAAUGAAGUUUUGACCACAAUGAGGGUUGCUCACAAGAACGUAGUGCGACUCGUAGGCUACUGUAGUCACACGCAAUCUGAAAUCUUCGAAUACGAAGGAAAAUCUGUUUUCGCAGAGGCCAGACAAAGGUUGAUCUGUACGGAGUAUGUGCCUCAUGGAACCCUUGACAGGCAUAUCAUUGAUGAGUUUCCUGGAGUACUUGACUGGAACCAUCGUUAUAAAGUUCUCAAAGGAAUUUGUCAUGGUUUGCGUUAUCUACAUGACGAAGUGCGCAUUGUUCACAAGGAUAUCAAAGAAUCAAAUAUACUGCUAGGGGAUAGCCUCGUGCCUAAAAUAUUCGACUUUGGUUUUUCCACGAGCCUUUGUGAUGGAGAAUCUUGGAGUUUUGACAACCAUAUCAUGGGAACCAUAGGCUAUAUGGCGCCGGAGUUGAUUAUUGACAGAACAUAUUCCUUUAAGUCCGACAUAUUCAGCUUUGGCGUUGUGAUGAUGAAAUUGUUGAUUGGAUCGACUUGGGACAGGGAGAACCACAAUGUUGAGCUAAUACUUCAAAAGUUGAGAAAAAGGUUGGUGAAAGGAGCGUUUGCAUCAUGGGAAAAUAAUUACCACCAAGUUAGAACAUGCCUGCAAAUUGUGUAUAGCUGCAUGGACAUGGACCCAAAUAAUAGGCCUACUGCAUUGGAAAUUAUCCAGCGGCUAGAUGAAACCGAAAGUACGGACUAUUCAGUUAGCAGUGGCCAUGCACCACCACUUUGGCAGCCAGGAGAUGAAGAAUCCGAUUCAUCAUAUAUGGAUUCUUCUGAGCCAGAGAUAACACCAUCAGACGAUACUCUUCCAAGUGACGAUGAACCUGCCUCAGCAGACACGACUGCAGAAACGAGCACACAAGAAGCCGACAUUCCUGACCUACUAAGUAAACUGUCUUUGUCAGUGGAACUGUCCUCGCUAGAUUUCCUGGAGAAAAUCACAGAUGGUUUUUCGCACGAACGAAUAGUUGGGAAGGACGGCCCUCACGCAGUUUAUCAUAAAGCAUUUGUUUAUGAGGGCAGCAUUUCAGGUCGAACAAUGGUAGCUGUGAAGAGGUUAAUUGGAGUAGCAAUUCCAGUUAAAAAGUUUGAGAUGGAUGCUAAACAGUUGAUGAGUCUAGAUCACAAGAAUAUAGUAAAGCUCCUUGGCUACUGCCACGAUGAAUCUAGAGGACAUAGGCUGGUACAGUUUAAAAGAAAACCAUCACAAGACUUUAAAGGAGCCGAACAACUACUCUGCUAUGAAUAUAUGCACAAUGGGAGCCUCCGUGGGUAUCUUAUUGGACAAGGAUCUCAUGAAGUUGAUUGGCAUAUGUGCUACAAAUUGAUCAAAGGGACAUGUGAAGGUUUACUUUACCUCCACGAGGGUUGUGGAGAUCGUCCAAUUGUUCAUUUGAAUCUAAACCCUUCAAAUAUACUGCUGGAUGAAAACAACACACCACGCAUCACGGGAUUUGAUUUUUCAAAGCUCAUUGGGGAAAAGAACACAAAGUCCGUGUUUUCUAAGAUGAAUGGACCAUUAGGUUACCUGUCACCGGACUUCUUGUACUCAAAGGGCACUGACCUCAAAUAUCUAGCUACGGUGGACAUAUACAGCUUGGGUCUUAUAAUUUUAGAGAUUGCAACACGUCAAGAGAUCAAGGGAGACCAUGGAAUAAUUAUUAAGACCGUCAAGAACAAUUGGAGGCAAGAUUCACAAAUAGCAACACUGUAUGGCUCACUAGAAGAUAAAUUACGGGAGCAAGUAAAAAUGUGCAUUGAUAUUGGCCUACAUUGUGUGAAGUCAAACCCUGGAGACAGACCAACUGCUGGGGAGAUCAUGCUCUGGCUUGACAAAGGGAGCAAACCAGGAGUUGCCAGACCUCCACUCGGUGCUACUGCUAAUGUCACCCAUGCAGAUGACCCCAUCCAAGAAAAGGAGAAACAGACGUCAUUGAGGAGUUUUUUCAGAAGGAAGUAAUGUUCAAGUUACAAAAGACAUACAUGAGUAGAUGGAAUCUCUCUUAUCAUUUGCAAGAUAGCUGCAAUGGCGAAAGCUUCUUCCAGAUGAUCACUUGCAGCUGGCGUCAGUGGUGCCACCAGGCUGUUGGAACAUCGGGGUACUCUGUUUUCUGCUCUUCCGCAGUCGGUGCUCUGUUUUGCCUUGCUGUUUUAGAGUUGUAUAACUUCCAAGGGGAAGAUUUUUGUGUCUAGUAUAGUUUUUGCAAUGUAUAUGGUUUACGCGGGGCUGGAGAAACAUUCAUCUGUCCACUGAACUGGUGCAUCCUUAUGAUUAAUCAAGGACCCAAAGUAACCACCUGAGGCGAGGUGGCUUGUAUUCCGGUGAAUAUUAUAGAUGGUUCAACAAAGUUCAUGGUUUCGAUUUUUUA
Messenger RNA from Hordeum vulgare subsp. vulgare (domesticated barley), 2735 nucleotides. RefSeq names its product receptor like protein kinase S.2-like. Gene Ontology annotation, biological process: protein phosphorylation. Gene Ontology annotation, molecular function: ATP binding; protein kinase activity. The record is from RefSeq and is a predicted model, not a curated record. Lineage: Eukaryota; Viridiplantae; Streptophyta; Magnoliopsida; Poales; Poaceae. The transcript has 12 exons. The coding region runs from base 95 to 2326 and encodes 743 amino acids.